Molecule: messenger RNA, 928 nt
Organism: Rosa rugosa (rugosa rose)
Lineage: Eukaryota; Viridiplantae; Streptophyta; Magnoliopsida; Rosales; Rosaceae
Product: CASP-like protein 4D1
Exons: 2
Coding region: 168-713 (181 amino acids)
Source: RefSeq, a predicted model, not a curated record
ACGAACGAGAAAGGGACAGACGUACGGCUCUUGUUUCCUAUAAAUUAUAGCAGAACAUAGUGCAUUACUCACCAAAAGAGAGUGCAAGUUCUUCGAUAAGUUGCUCCAACAGAAACUAAUUUAUAUAUAGAAGGAGCUAGCUGUGUCAACUGUUGAGAAUUUGAAGUAUGUCUAAAGCUAUUCCUGCCCUAGUUCUUGUAUUCAGGAUCCUUACCCUUGCAGCAUGUGUUGCUUCUGGGCUGCUUCUCGUUCUCGACAACUUUAAAGAUGAGGAUGGUGAUAAACUACAUUCUUAUGACAUCAUUACAUUCAGGUAUGUGCUUUCUGCAGCAGCAAUUGGAGCAGCAUACAGCCUACUACAGCUACCCUUUAACAUAUACUAUGCUUCCACCAAUAAGCGCUUGAUACGCAACAGAUGCAUGCCGGAGUUUGAUUUCUAUUCCGACAAGGUAGUGACCUUGGUUCUAGCUUCGGGUGUGGGAGCUGGUUUUGCAGCGGGAUUUGAGCUCAAAAAGUUUUUCAAACUAUUACUUCAAGUGGCGUCACUAGGAAUUGAAGACAACAACUUCGAUCAAGAACUAGCCAAGUUCAAUGACUUCUUUGAGAAGUCAAUUAUUUCCAGCGGAAUUCUCUUGGUUGGAGCUGUUUGCAUGGCUGUGGUUUCGAUUCUCACUUCCAUUACUCGGACUUCAAAUUCGGGUUUCUUCGGAUAAUUGAUCGAGAGUUCAGCUGCAUGAGUAAUAAAGAUGUAAAUGAUCGAUGAUCAACUCUAUUCUUGUUUUCUUUCUUAUUUGGGAUGUGUUCAUUCAUAUCAAAUUGUUUUUCCGGUACAAACUUGAAUUGUACAAAUAAAUAUGUGUCUAUUUGCAGACAUAUUAUGUAAACAAGCGAAUUGCUAGCGAUCACUCGGUCACCAAUUGAUUGAGGA